AUGAAAAUGAACCGUGAGAACCAAGUGCAAACCAAAUUGGAUUUGACUUACAAAGUAGACGUUGCGGGCUCACCAAUGAAGCUAACUGGCGUUGACGGCCUGCCGUCGAAACGUGAACGUCGCUUAAUUGCAAAACAGCGCAGAGUGCAUAAAACGUCAGAAUUGAAGAAAUUUCUCAGCCAGCGUGGUUCGCAGUCAAGUCCGAUUUUUUGCGUGAUCGCACCACUGACUAGUGCCGUACCGAUUCAUUUGGCCCAGCUGUUGUUACGCAGCUGUGAUCCGGAUGCAGUUAAUGUUCGUGAACCAAGCGCUUCUUUGCAACAAACCACGUGCUUUCAUUCACCAUUACUUGGCAAGUACAUUUCCCUGGUCACAACCUCGUCUGAUGAUAUUUUCGGUACUUUGGACUUGAUUCAGCUUGCCGACUGGUUGAUUCUCGUUGUGCCCAGCGAUUGUUCUGAUUUAGAUGAAUCAGCUGAACGGCUCAUGACUGCGUUAUAUGCCCAGGGUCUGGGUAACACCUCAUUUGCCGUUCUCUCAUCCAGCUGUAACUUGAAAGAUCUACGCGACAGCAUCGAGACGAGAUUCUCCAUUCCUGAAGACGAAAUACAUCCAUUAAACAAUGCAACACAAGCACUUGCACUGCUUCGGCAUAUUUGUACGUCACAUGUGCUGGCUGCAAGUGGCAAGCUGUCAAAAUCUGUGGAAAGCAUGGCCACAAUGUCUUCUCACUCGUCGGCCCGAUUUCGUGCUGGUCUGUUGGCUGAUUCGAUCAGUCUAUCAGGAUCAUUCAUUUUCAAUGGGGCCUUUUAUCAACAAGAUGGAUAUCUGCUCCGUACCAAAAUGCCUGUCCCAACCUAUGUGGUUGACACAGUUCCAACACAGUUGCAUAUGGAACUUGGUCGUGCCGGUCUAAAGGCAUUGGGAGGUGCUGCUUGUGUGAUUGUUGUGUGA
Echinostoma caproni is the source of this 954-nucleotide messenger RNA. NCBI's taxonomy places the organism in Eukaryota, Metazoa, Platyhelminthes, Trematoda, Plagiorchiida, Echinostomatidae. The record is from the annotation of a GenBank genome assembly.